UCGCUUCGCCGGAAGAGAAGCGAGUUUCUUUGGGGGCCGGCCAUCUUGUGUGGGCAGCAAGCGAGUGCGCCGGGGGUGGGCUAGGGCCUGGGCAGUAUCCGAGAGGGAUCCCACCGAGAGGGGCCCAUCAUGCCCGGACACCUGCAGGAAGGCUUCGGCUGCGUUGUUACCAACCGCUUUGACCAGCUCUUGGACGAUGAAUCCGACCCUUUUGAGGUGAUCCAGGCGGCUGAGAGCCGCAAGAAAGAGAGCACUGGAGGAGGUGGCGGCGGUGGCGGUCACCAAAGCAGCCGUGGCGGCGGGCAGGCAGCCCAAGCCAACUCUUCCUCUGGCGGCGGUUCGGGUCAGUCCGGCUCCGGUGGCGGGAGCGGCAGCGCGGCCAAGCAGCUGCGCAGGGAGUCGCAGAAGGAGCGCAAGAACCCGCUGCCGCCCUUCGCCUCCUCUUCCUCUGGGCCUGGCGGUGCCGGAGACCGAAGAGAGGACGGAGGCGGGCAGCCUGGCUCCGCGCCCCUCAGGAAGGAAGGGAUAAGGCGAAUUGGCAGGAGGCCUGAGCAGCAGCAGCAGCAGCCUCAGGGAGAAGGAAAGCCUAUUGAGAGGAGACAAGAGAGACGGCCUCCUCGGGAACGAAGAUUUGACAAGCCUGCUGAAGAGAAGGGUGAAGGAGGAGAAUUUUCUGUUGAUAAACCCAUUAUCGAUCGCCCUAUUCGUGGCCGUGGUGGUCCAGGUGGAAGAGGUGGCCGUGGUGGCAGAGGACGUGGAAUGGGCAGAGGUGAUGGUUUUGACUCCCGAGGCAAACGUGAAUUUGAUAGGCAUAGUGGAAGCGACAGAUCUUCUCUUUCACAUUCACAUUUCAGUGGCCUAAAGCAUGAGGAUAAACGUGGUGGAAGCGGAUCGCACAAUUGGGGAAACGUCAAAGAUGAGUUAACUGACUUGGAUCAAUCAAAUGUGACAGAGGAAACGCCAGAGGGAGAGGAGCAUCCACCUGCUGAUUCAGAGAAUAAAGAGAAUGAAGUAGAGGAAGUAAAGGAAGAAGGUCCUAAGGAAAUGACUCUAGAUGAAUGGAAAGCUAUUCAGAAUAAGGAUCGUGCAAAAGUUGAAUUCAACAUCCGCAAACCAAAUGAAGGUGCAGAUGGACAAUGGAAAAAGGGUUUUGUUCUCCACAAGUCAAAGAGUGAGGAGACAAAGGGGAUGACAGAGAUGCAGGGGAGUCCGCUGGAAUCCAAUGAGUCUCAUGCUGAAGAUUCUGUAAUGGAUCAUCACUUCCGCAAGCCAGCAAAUGAUAUCACGUCCCAACUGGAGAUCAAUUUUGGGGAUCUAGGUCGUCCUGGACGUGGUGGUAGGGGUGGAAGAGGAGGUCGUGGACGUGGAGGAAGGGCUAACCGUGGAAGCAGAACUGACAAGUUGGUUAAUAAGGAGUUUGAUGUGAUCCACACACCCAACCAGUCAAGUGCUUCUGCUCCUGACGUGGAUGAUCCAGAAGCUUUCCCAGCUCUGUCCUAAACUGGAUGCCCUAAGCCAACCCUGCCCCUUGUUGGGCCCUCCUCUACAAGGCUUGCAUGCUUAAGGAUCCUUUAAAAAAAAAAAAAACAACUUAAGAAACUUAAAAAGGGGACUCUCAUUCAUACCAUUCACACCUAAAGACUGAAUUUUACCUGUUUUGAAAAUGAACUUCUCUUGCUACACAGAAGCAACAAUAUGGUAGUCAGUUUUGUAUUUAGAAAUGUAAUGGUAGCAGGGAUGUUUUCAUAAUUUUUUUCGGAAAUUAUGCAUUCUUCAUGGAUACUUUUUUGUAUUGCUGCUUGAAAAUAUGCGUUUCCAAACUUGAAAUAUAGGUGUGAACAGUGUGUACCAGUUAAAGCAUUCACUUCAUUUGUUUUUUUUUUUUAAGUUAGGAUUUUAAUGUUUUCCCCCCAAAUGCAAACAGUUUUAACUCUUGCACACUAUCUUUUAAUACUGCUUAGCAGAUUGUUUUCAGUCCACAAUCAGCUGGGAUAUGUAAAAAAAAAAUUUGGAAAACUGUUAGUACUGUGUGGAAUACUAACCUGGAAUAUUUUGAGUUUUUAAUACUUAAAUUCAGACUUGGAAGAGUCCAUUUUCUUGUAUCUUUGGUAGUUUGUGUAUUCAAAGUCUUUAUACAAAAUUGAUAUCAGAUACUUGAAAAAGAGUCAAAGCACAUUGGUUUAUACUCAAAAUACCUGCUUAUGAAUCCAGCGGCUCUGUUUGGAUAAUUGGUCAAAGCCAUUUAAAAAAAAAAAAAUCUGUGUUACACCUUUCUCAUUCACUUUUUAUCUUUCCCUUUCUUUUUCUUCAACAAAAGUAGUUGUCUGUUUGGUAAACUUUGUUUAAAAUUGUUAAUAUUGUUGCUACCAAAACAUACCCUGUAGAUUGGAGCAACUAUUUUUUUCAAGACGUGGGAGGUUGGGAAGGGAGUGGCAUCUAUUUCUAAUACAGUUGGUUUAAACUACA
Molecule: messenger RNA, 2466 nt
Organism: Hemicordylus capensis (graceful crag lizard)
Lineage: Eukaryota; Metazoa; Chordata; Lepidosauria; Squamata; Cordylidae
Gene: SERBP1
Product: SERPINE1 mRNA binding protein 1
Exons: 10
Coding region: 130-1500 (456 amino acids)
Cellular component (GO): cytoplasm; nucleus
Molecular function (GO): mRNA 3'-UTR binding
Source: RefSeq, a predicted model, not a curated record